AUGUCAGGUUAUGCUAAGUUUAUGAAAGAUUUGGUCACAAAGAAGAGAAGCAUGGUCUUUGAGACGAUUAAGGUCUCCCAUAGUUGUAUUUCUAUUAUGACAAACAAUGUGGUUGUCAAGAAAGAUUACCCAAGGGAAUUUACCAUUACUUGCAAUAUCGGCAUGUUUCAAUUUGAUAAAGCAUUAUGUGAUUUGGGGGAUAGUAUAAACUUGGUGCUCUAUGCCAUUUUCAAAAAACUUUGGAUAGGUGUGCCUACGCCUACUACUAUGCAUCUUCUCAUGGCUGAUCAUUCUAUCAAGCGCCUCGUUGGCAUUCUUUAUGAUGUUUUGGUGAAGGUGGACAAAUUCAUAUUUUUGGCUGAUUUUGUGAUCCUUGAUUGCGAGAUUGAAGCUGAAGUUCAUAUUAUUCUUGGUAGGCCAUUCUUGGCUACCGGGAAAGCUCUUGUGGAUGUGGAAAAUAGUGAAUUGAUGUUUCACGUAAAUGAAGCGGUUGCUAGUGUGAGUGAAGUCUCAUGUGUUGGUGAAUCUUUGGCUGCCAUACUCUUGAACUUUGAUGGGAAGGAAAUUCAAGAUUAUGAUGUAGUGGUGGCUGCUCUAUCGGGUUUAGAUUCUUAUUCUAAGAGCCCUUUGAAACUUGAUAUCAAUUUGAAGAAUAGAGAAAGUCCUCUUGCAAAGCGAUCUAUUGAGGAACCACCAAAGCUUGAAUUAAAGAAAUGUCAUUUCAUGGUUAAGGACGGUAUUGUGUUGGGGCAGAAAAUUUUGGGAGAAGGCAUAAAAGUUGAUCAAGUAAAAGUUGAAGUUAUUGUCAAGUUGCCUCCUCCUAUCUCGAGAAAAGGUUUUAGAAGUUUCUUGGGUCAUGUGUGUUUCUACCGGAGAUUCAUAAAAGAUUUCUCUAAGGUAGCUCUUCCUCUUUCCAAGCUACUUGAAAAACAAAGAAUCUUUGAGUUUGAUGAAGCUUGUGUCAAGGCAUGUUUGUGUUUAAAUGAGAAGCUCAUUUCAGCUCCUAUCAUUGUUGCUCUAGAUUGGAGUAUUUCAUUUGAGUUAAUGUGUGAUGCGAGCAGUGUAGGUUCGGAGGUUGUGCUUUACCAAUGCAAGAGAAAAAAAAUUCACCCGGUCUAA
Solanum tuberosum (potato) is the source of this 1119-nucleotide messenger RNA. RefSeq lists its product as uncharacterized. The record is from RefSeq and is a predicted model, not a curated record. The transcript has 3 exons. Lineage: Eukaryota; Viridiplantae; Streptophyta; Magnoliopsida; Solanales; Solanaceae. Bases 1 to 1119 code for a protein of 372 amino acids.